CCUGGGCCCUCUGCGCCUGCGCGGCCCGCCUACCCUCCACAGUCAAGCCCCCACGGAACUGACAGAAACAUCCGGCGCCGGUCCUUCUUCUAUCCUCUUCCGAUGGGAAGCCACUUCCGGCAAUAUUGGCACUUGCGCAGGAGAGACUUCCGGGCCUUUUACUUCCCAUACCCAGCGUUUCUUGUCGAAGAACGGACGCCGAGCCGGAAGGCAAUGGCGGCCUCCGCUCUGAAGAGAUUUUGGUUCCGAAACCGUGAAGGAGCGGGUGACGCAGCCCCCGCGAAGGCGGGCGUGUGGGCGCGGUUGGGCUCCUGGGCCCGCGUGCUGCUCCGCGACUACGCCGAGGCCUGCGUGGACGCGGCAGCGGCGGCGAGAGCCCGGCCCGGGCGGGCGGCCGUGUACGUGGGGCUGCUGGGUGGUGCGGCGGCCUGCUGUGCGUUGGCGCCGAGCGAGGCGGCCUUCGAGGAGGCGCUGCUCGACGCGUCGGGGACCCUGCUGCUGCUGGCGCCGGCCACACGCAAGCGCGACUCCGAAGCGUUCGUGCAGCGGCUGCUCUGGCUGCGGGGUUGCGGCCGCCUGCGCCACGUCAACCUGGGCCUCUGCUCGCUCGUGUACGAGGCUCCCUACGACGCCCAAGCCAGUCUCUACCAGGCCCGCUGCCGUUACUUGCAGCCCCGCUGGACCGACUUCCCAGACCGGAUUUUGGAUGUGGGCUUCGCGGCCCGCUGGUGGGUACUGGGAGCCCGGAUGCGCGACUGCGACAUCAACGACGACGAGUUCCUCCACCUCCCGGCACAUUUGCGCGUGGUCGUGCCCCAUCAGCUGCGCUCAGAGGCCAACGAGGGACUCUUCGCCGAGAAGUACAAGCCUGUCGUGCUCACCGACGAUCAGGUGGACCAGGCGCUGUGGGAGGAGCAGGUCUCGCAGAAGGAGAAGAAGGACAAGCUCGCCCUGAGCCAGGCCACCUCGCUCGUGGAGUCGGAGGGCCUGAGAUGAAACCCAGCGAAGCCUGGGUCUGGAAGGGCCUCAGAGCCCCGGCAGACUGCCUGCGAUUGUGCAAUGGGUGUGAGUGAGCCUCCGAUGCAGAGUGAUUGAUGCAGAUUACGUGCAAAGUGUUCUCUCCCCGAGUUUCCAUGAAACUGGACGGGGAGGGGGUGUCUUUGUCCCCCUGGUUCAGCGCCUUCUUGGUCUGAGAGUUGGGGAAAACAAAGCAACAAGACCAUGGAAUGUUUAUCACCGCCAGAGUUCGUAAGGAGUCUGGCAUAAUAAGCACUUGUCACUGGCCUCACCGUCACUCUGAGGUACCCCUUUUAACAGGUGGUUCCCAAGCUCUCCUAAGACCAUUCAGAUUCACAUUUAAAAUUUUGAGCUGCAGUGUUUAUCCUCUUUAUUUUCAUGAGAACAUUUGUUUUCAUUUUUACCUUUUUAUUUUGAAAUAAUUACAGUCUCAUUGGAAACUGGAAAAAUAAGAGCAGAGACAUCCUGCAUCUCCUUCACGCAGCUUUACCCAUGUGGUAAUGCUUUGCAUAAGCCGUACCAAACCAGGAGAUUAACGUUAGCGUGACGGCACAUUUUACAUAGAAACUUUCUGCAAGAACAACUUGCUUUUACCAUGUAAGUACUGGCAGUGAUGUUAGAGUGAGUUGGAAGGAUAAGACAUUUUCUGACCAGGACCUCUCUGUGAAAUACAGAUUCUGGUUAUGUUAUACUUCAGUAACCCUGGGAACACAGAAUUCGAUGGAAAGGAAUAUGUUAGUGUUCAUAGCUGUUACCUAGGUUCUGAUAAUCAUACUUUUAAAACAAAAAUUAGAGGAUGAGACUAUUUGUCACCUAGGUGGCCUGUGGCUAGUUAAUAAAACCAGGAGAUGAUACAAC
Messenger RNA from Manis pentadactyla (Chinese pangolin), 1875 nucleotides. RefSeq names its product translocase of inner mitochondrial membrane 29 (gene TIMM29). Gene Ontology annotation, biological process: protein insertion into mitochondrial inner membrane. Bases 103 to 996 code for a protein of 297 amino acids. Gene Ontology annotation, cellular component: TIM22 mitochondrial import inner membrane insertion complex. NCBI's taxonomy places the organism in Eukaryota, Metazoa, Chordata, Mammalia, Pholidota, Manidae. The record is from RefSeq and is a predicted model, not a curated record. The transcript has 2 exons.